UGUGGUAAGAAAUGCGCAUGCGUCCCACACUGGAAUUACUGCACUGGCCAGAAUAAGUUGGAUCUCGUCUGUCUUCACUGAAAUCCAAAAUCAUAUCAAAACUAUGGCGGUGUUGAGAAUAAGAAAAAUGAGCUGCUUUGGGGUUUGGACCUUUCCUGUAAUAGUGGCCGUGGUCUGUGCGCAAAGUGUCAAUGACCCUAGCAAUAUGUCAAUCGUAAAAGAAACUGUGGAUAGACUGUUGAAAGGAUAUGACAUUCGCUUGAGGCCGGAUUUCGGAGGUCCCCCUGUGGGAGUGGGGAUGAAUAUAGACAUAGCCAGCAUAGACAUGGUAUCUGAAGUCAAUAUGGACUAUACAUUGACUAUGUAUUUCCAGCAAGCUUGGCGAGACAAGCGGUUAUCCUACUCAGAGAUUCCCCUCAAUCUCACCCUGGAUAACCGGGUAGCGGAUCAGCUGUGGGUCCCGGACACCUACUUCCUAAAUGACAAGAAGUCUUUUGUCCAUGGUGUCACUGUGAAAAACAGAAUGAUUCGACUGCAUCCAGAUGGCACUGUGCUCUAUAGCCUGAGGAUCACCACUACAGCAGCUUGUAUGAUGGACCUGAGACGAUAUCCACUGGACGAGCAAAACUGCACAUUGGAGAUAGAGAGCUAUGGGUACACCACUGAUGACAUAGAGUUCUACUGGCGAGGAGGUGACAACGCUGUGACGGGGGUGGAGAGAAUAGAACUCCCCCAGUUCUCCAUUGUGGACCACAAACUCAUCUCCAAGAAUGUUGUCUUCUCUACAGGAUCCUACCCUCGACUCUCCCUCAGCUUCAAGCUAAAAAGGAACAUUGGCUAUUUCAUCCUGCAGACCUACAUGCCCUCUAUCCUGAUCACAAUCCUCUCCUGGGUCUCCUUCUGGAUCAACUAUGAUGCCUCUGCAGCCAGAGUUGCUUUAGGAAUCACCACUGUGCUGACCAUGACCACCAUCAACACUCACCUGCGGGAGACCCUUCCUAAAAUCCCUUAUGUCAAGGCCAUUGACAUGUACCUGAUGGGCUGCUUCGUCUUCGUUUUUCUGGCCCUGCUGGAGUACGCCUUGGUCAACUACAUCUUCUUCGGCAGGGGACCCCAGCGCCAGAAGAGGGCGGCUGAGAAAGCAGCUGUCGCCAACAACGAGAAAAUGAGAAUGGAUCCAAACAAGUGGUUGGUGGGAAAUGUAGUUCAGAGAGACGAUACUCUGUAUGCGAGAAUGAAACAGAGGGAUAUUGACGCUCAUGACUCAAUGUGGGAACCAAUCUUUGUGGAUGACGCAGCGAUGGGACUAGGCGAUCAAAAGAAUAAGAUGGACCCACAUGAAAACAUUCUACUGGGCACAAUAGAAAUUAAGAAUGAGAUGGGAGCGUCGGAGCUGACCCUUGGUCUCAGUGACCCCAGGAGCACAAUGUUAACUUAUGACAGCUCCACCCUGCAGUACCGCAAAGCAGGGCUGCAGGCCAGGCACAACUUUGGACGCAACACUCUGGAGCGGCAUGUAACUCAGAAGAAGAGCCGGCUACGGAGGCGUGCUUCCCAGCUGAAGAUUAACAUUCCCGACUUAACUGAUGUAAACUCUAUCGACAAGUGGUCGAGAAUGAUCUUCCCCACUGUAUUUUCCUUGUUCAACAUUAUCUAUUGGCUCUACUACGUUAACUAAAUGGACUUCAGCAAGGGCAGAACAAAACAAACAGCAAAAAUGUUGCUUGUUUUUCUCUGAAUUGGUAUUUUGCUGUUUGUUCUUGCAACACAAGACUGAAUUACUGAAACAAAAUCAGGACCGAUUCCAUUUGAGCUUGGAACACCUUAAUUGCUGGCUAACACAUGAAAACCUUAGAGGAGAGAAAGAUUCAGAACAUAUAUGGUGCCUGUACCAGAGUUUUUGUUUAUAAUUUAGAUUAUUUAGUGAAUAUAGUAUUUUAUCAUUUUAAAGUGUUUGUUUGCAUAUAUUUUUGUUUUAUUUGUACAAUCUAUAUUUAAUUUGUUGCCAAAACAUAGUUAGAAAUAUUAAUGAUAUAUUGAUUUUAAAAUGACUCACAGACCACAAAGACAUUCCUUAAUACAGCUACAAGCACAUUCAGGUCAAUCUUUUCUAAGGUGUAUUCAUUCAAAGAGACAGAUGUGAUGUUAUUUAUCCUA
Messenger RNA from Oncorhynchus kisutch (coho salmon), 2157 nucleotides. RefSeq names its product gamma-aminobutyric acid type A receptor subunit beta2b (gene gabrb2b). Lineage: Eukaryota; Metazoa; Chordata; Actinopteri; Salmoniformes; Salmonidae. Gene Ontology annotation, molecular function: GABA-A receptor activity; extracellular ligand-gated monoatomic ion channel activity. The transcript is spliced from 10 exons. The coding region runs from base 104 to 1678 and encodes 524 amino acids. Gene Ontology annotation, cellular component: membrane. The record is from RefSeq and is a predicted model, not a curated record. Gene Ontology annotation, biological process: monoatomic ion transmembrane transport.